Paramuricea clavata is the source of this 9239-nucleotide messenger RNA. NCBI's taxonomy places the organism in Eukaryota, Metazoa, Cnidaria, Anthozoa, Malacalcyonacea, Plexauridae. The record is from the annotation of a GenBank genome assembly.
AUGGCUAGUUCUAGUCAAAGUUCAAACUGUGGUUUCUAUAAUAUUCACGAAAAAGCAUGUGGAUUUUCCAGUUUAAGUAAAGCGAAAGAUAACGUAUUAUUGCAAGACUGCACAAGCGAUAUUUCAAAGCACUUGGCCAACUGUCACUUACCUAAGUCUUUACAAGAGUAUGAGGUUAUUCUAGCUCGUGCAGGGGUUUUUCGAUGGAGUAAAGAGUUCCUCGAAAACACUAUAAUUUGCCCUACUCACCGAGACGAAUUAGGAAAGUAUUGGCGGCCCUCCAAAUCUUGUCAGUACCCAAGUCACAAAGGAAAACCAAAACAACUGAAGGACACUCACGUCAUUAAUAUCAAGGUUGCCACAGAAAUUUUUGACUUGUUUGGAUGCACAGUUCCAAUCGGAUCACGUAAGUCAUUAUUCGUUUGCGCACCUUCAUACCAAAAUACGACUUUCUUUCUUAUUUUUGAGAGUUUGAUUUUUUUCACAGCAAUUUGCUCAACAUGCAGACGAAGUCAUGGGGAGUCAACAUGGAAAGCAGAAGAAGGUAGAAAUCAAAGAAGGGCAUAUGAAAGGUUCGUUUUAGCAGUCGGAUAAAUUAAUAUUUAGGUCAACCAAUUUCGCGCUGCGGAAACGUGCAUCAAGGUUCACCACAAGCAUCCUGUAGUGAAUGUCUCUCAAGCUUGAACCUCAGCUGGUAUAUAUGGGUACACUGUACAUUUGCCAUAUUGAAAAUUAUCUUUGUUUUUCUUGCAGAGCAACAAACAGUCCAGAUGCACGGAAUCUUCCCGAUAUAUCAAAACUUAGUGUUUCAACAUAUUCUGAAAGUAGUGCAUGGACACCUGGUGCAUUUUCUAGACUUACCUUGAGCAGUGAUGAUUCACAUGAAGACCUUUCAGCCACUGGUGCACUAGAAACUUUCAAUGAAACAAUGGAAAAACUGGCUGAACAUACAUCUAGAGAAAUUACACCGUUGAAAUUUCAACUAACCAGUAUGUGGGACGAAGCAACACCCGAUGAAAAGCAAGCAUGCUUGGAGAAAGCCGAAGAGGCAUGUAGGGUUGUGUGUGAUAUAAUUGCUCCUGCGGACGGCUCAAGUCUUUAUGACUCACUUCUGAGUGAAUCAGACGGGGAACACAUCUCAGGUGACCUAGUUGCCUUAAUGACUGCAUUUGCAGAUGCUCCAACGCGUAAGCUGAAACUACAAAUACUAAGUAUACCGGGUGGCCCAAAAAAAAGUACUCCUGUUUGAUUCGUAAUAACUUCUAAACAAGUAAAGUUUUUAAAGAGAAAUAACUUGCAUUAAAUAGAGGAAGGACUAACUUAGAUUUUGAUAUACUACAGUUGUAUUUAACUUAAAAAUUCACGGAUAUAUUAAUGUUAAAAAUGGGGAGCAUAUUUUGGAAUGUGUCUAAAAUUAGCGAAAAUCGGCAUAUCAAAUAUUAACUCCAGCGUUUGUUUGCUUAAUGACAUAUUAGGCUAACUUGUAUUUCAGCGAAUUAUCGUUAAAGUUUUAAGGGAUAUGGCGUAGAUUUAGACAUCUUACAUGUAAGUCUUAGCUCAUUGUUUCCUGAAAUAUGAACGUUCGAAAUUAUGCAAGUAUUUAAUAUUAGGUCUUUGCAAACUUAAAUGUACAUGAAAGACGGACCAUGGAAGGCAGGCGCUUAAAUUUUUCGUAUUCUUAAAUAGCCUAAUUUUUUUAUGUUUUUAAUGGGUUCAAACAGACUGAGUAGAUUAUUUCUCGGUUAGAGCAGGAUGAAUAUUCUUUAUUGGAGGAAAUAAUAUUGCUUUUUGCAAAUACACAUCACCGUAUCAACGCUACUAUUUUGUUACGUUUUGUUCCAAAAAUGUUGCAUGUCUCUGGGGAGUUGCUUAAUUGUUAUGUCUUAUGGAGUUGUAUGGUUUGAUUGUGUUUCAUAUAAUUCUCAGUUUACUCCAUAAACUUGCCAAGAUUAAGAAACGGCAAAAGAGUUUGGGUGUUCUUAACAAGAUUUCAGAACGUUGCAGAAGUUAGAAGAGCUUCACAAUUCCGUUGUGACAGCAUGCCCUAAUUCAGAACUACGAACGAUCCAAUGACGAUCCUUCGCGAUGCAGUGGUCUCAUGAAAUAAGUAAACGUAUUCGUGCUAGGAACACACGCGAAUUUCGGACGAAUGAAUCUUGCUUGUAUUUUGUAGAUAUAAUAAUACUUUGUUUCAUAAUAAACAAUUUGUCAAGUGUCAUUUAUUUACUGGUAAUAGUGCAUGUUUCAGUCGGGCAAACCUUGAUUAAUAUUUGAUACGCCGAUUUUUGCAUAUUUCAGACACAUCCAGAAAUAUCCUCCCGAAUUUAAAGAUUAAUAUCUCCGUGAAUUUUUAAGUGAAAUACAACUGUAAUAUAUCAAAGUCUAAGUUAGUCCUUCCUCUAUUUGAUGCAAGUUAUUUCUCUUUAAAAGCUAUAAUUGUUUAGAUGUUAUUACGAAUCAAACAAGAGUACUUUUUUUUGGGCCACCCGGUAUAUGCAUACCGAUAUCCAGUAAACACACUGAUUAAACUUCACGAGCCAUACGGAGGAGUUUCAAAAUGGCAAAUCAAGCAAGCACGUGCCCAUGCAAAGUUGAAUGGACCAGGAUCAAUUCCGGAAAAGACUAUUUUCCACAGAGUGCGUAUCGAUCAGAGUAAACGUGACCAUUUCCUUUCUUUCAUUAACCGCCCAUAUUUCUAUCAGGAUGUUGCAUUUGGUAUGCGUACGAUGACAUUGAACAGCGGGGAGAAAAUCGAGAUGCCUAAUAUCAUCCGCACGGUCUCAAGAUCCACUAUAGUAGCACAGUACCAAAAAUAUUGUGAAGAAGAAAAGUUUGUACCGAUUAGUAGAUCGACAAUGUUUAGGAUCUUUGAGGUACGAGAAGCGUCGCAGCGUAAAUCACUAAGUGGGUUGGAUAAUACAGCAACUGAUGGAGCUAUGGGAUUUUCAACAUUGGAGAAUAUCGUUUCUGAGUUGGGUCAAUUUGGUGCUGACAAGAGAUGGGUUGAAGAUACGACGAAGAUCCUGCGUGAUAGUAAACUGUACCUUAAAGUCAAGUACCCCGUUGAUUGCACAGAAGAAAAUGGCAGUCUUUGCAAAGACCACUGCAGGAUGUAUGCUCUCAGUGAUCCCAAAGAUAAGGAACUACAACAAACUUGUCCUCAUGAGCAUUCAAUGAAAUGUGAAGAAUGUGAAAAUCUAAAAUUUGUCAUCAAAGAUAUUGAAGAAAAAGUCGAAAACCUGUGCCAACAUUCCAGCAUGACAGAAAGGCGGGAAGAUAUGCUCUCCGACCUAAAACAGGCUGCAAAGGAUAUUUUUGACUGGAAGUCUCACAUAUUGCGCUCGACCAAUCAAGAGAAUGGGAAGCAGGACGCCCUUCGGCAACUCGAUGAGAAGACAGUUCUAGUGGUCAUGGACUGGGCCAUGAAGUUCCAGCCGAGAAAAUAUCGAGAGAAACAAUCUGAAUGGUUUGGGAAACGUGGGUUGUCGUGGCAUGUUAGCAGCGUUAUUUCAAAGCAUGAUGACACAUUGAGCGUGCAGUCUUUUGUUCACUUAAUUGACAAUAGUAACCAAGACUGGUUUUCAGUGGCGUCAAUUGUAGAAAAUCUUCUUCAGACAGUGAAACAGGAAAACCCGCAGAUAACUAAAGCAUUUUUAAGGUCGGAUGAAGCGGGCUGUUAUCACAACAAUAUGCUGAUUUUAGCGUGCAAUGAUCUUUCUCAGUCAAGUGGUGUACAGAUUGUAGGGUAUGAUUUCUCUGAGCCGCAAUGUGGGAAAGACAUUUGUGAUAGGAUUAUUUGUCCAAUGAAGUCAACUAUCAAUUCUUUCUGCAAUGAGGGACACAACAUUCUUUCUGCCGUUGACAUGCACACUGCGUUAAAAGAACGACCGGUAAAAGGAGUGACUGCCAGCGUUGGAGUGAUCGACAAAUCUAAAAAUACUUUCGACGUUCAAAAAAUGGACGGAUUCAGCAAAUUCCACGACUUUCGCUUUGAAAAGAAUAAGCUAAGAGUCUGGAGGGCUUACGGUAUCGGAAAGGGUAAAGUAGUUAAAACUAAAUCUCUGUACAAAAAUCGCCUGGUUCACCCUUCUUUACUGCACCUGUCAGAUGAGCAUGGAUUCUUUCCUUGCAAAAGUAGAACAAUGGACACAAAGGAAGAUGCAAAGAAGAAUGAAGAUCAAGAGAUUCAUGUAUUUGAUUGCAAUGAGCCAGGGUGCGAUAAGUCGUUUGACACAUUAUCUGAUCUGGAACUCCAUCUAGAUGUUGGAAACCACCAAUCCUCUACACAUCGGCCUAAAGAGAAUUUGUACGAUUCCCUAAGACGAGACUGGGCUAAGCAGUUUUCCACCAUCACAAAUCUCAAGCCAAACAAGGACAAAGCGAAACACAAGGAACUGCUGUUUGGUGGUUCUUCUGAAUUAUGUGAAGGGUGGGCGUUGGCAACUAGUUCAGGAAAUGCUCGUUUUGCAGAGCACGUAAAGUCAUACUUAACCACAAAAUUCGACCUGGGUAUAACGACCGGUAACAAAAUCACACCAAAAGAGGUUGCACAAGACAUGCGUCGUGCAAGGAACGAGGAAGGGGAAAGACUCUUUUCAAGAGACGAGUGGCUGAAAGAGAGCCAGAUUAAAGGCUUCUUUUCUAGGCUGACAUCCUCACGAAAAAGAUCAGCACCUUUAGAAACCGAAGAAGAAUCAGACGAUGAGUGGGAAGAGUAUGAAAAUGAACUAGAGUUGCUAAAUUUUAUCCAUGAACGCAUUGGCUUGAAGCAUCCAAUUAUCUAUGAUACUUUUAACCUUUGUGAAUAUGCUGCAAAAGGAAGACUCGCAAAACUUAAUAAUACUAUAUUAAAAGAAAUUCUUGAUCACUAUGAAAUAAUUUACACAUCAAAGGAAAGAAAACAAGACUUUGUAACAAAGAUCGAGGAAAUGGUGAAAGAAUGUGGGUGCCUGCAUUGCCAUUGAUGGCGAAACUUUUCCUGCAUGACCGUCGCUUGCAACUAAGGAUGAACAGUCGCUGAUAAAACACUGUCUAUUCUCACAAGAACGCCCAUUGAUUUUACCAAGAAAGUUCAAAGUUUGUAAUGACCAUUUGACGGUUUCAAUUAGAUCAGGUAAUUGUCUAGUCUCCCUCGCAGCCGCUAUUAUUACCAUUUGCAAGCAACCGUUCGGCCCAAACAUUUCUAUACGCGUUGUUUUACACUUGAAACAUGCACGUUUGGCCUUGGAAACGUGUAUGUUUGGCCUUGGAAACAUGUAUGUUUGGCCUUGGAAACAUGCACGUUUCUAAGUGGUUUUAGACAGUAAUUUGACAUUUGACGAGUAACGCCCACAUGUUUAUCAAACGUAAGGGUACAUUCAGAGCAAAAUUUGAAACGAUUGUGAUUUUAUACAAAUUGAAUUAUUAAUUUUACUAAGUAUCAACAUUAAUAACGAUGCCAGUGCAAGUAAAAACUUUAUAUGGUCUAAAACUACUGUUUAAAACUACUUAGUAAACGUGUAUGCCUUCAAGGCCAAACGUACACGUUUCCAAGGCCAAACAUGCACGUUUCCAAGGCCAAACGUGCAUGUUUCAAGUGUAAAACAACGCGUAAAAAUGUUUGGGCCGAACGGUUGCUUGCAAAUGGUAAUAAAGAUUCUCACGCGAAUAGACAAUUUUUUAUCCGCGACCGCAACUGUUCACCUCUAGUUGCAAGCGACGGUAAACCAGGCGAAAAUUGGCAAGUUUGUUUAUCAUUAGAAAGAACGCAAUGUCAAAAUAAAGUUCCCAUUCAAUUUGUUACAAAUGCAUCAUCUUCAUGCAGUUUGUACAGCCUGCAUUCGAGUAAAAUUAUGUCUAUGGAGGACGCUGUUUUGUGUUUUUAUGGCCGCUUUGGAAGUUGGAUAGCAGCCAUAAACAUAGCGCCGCUGUAUCGGCAUGGAGGUGAUGAAGCGAUCUUUCUUUCCACAGUCUCGCAACAUAAAGAAAUCCUUGAAAGUGUUCUCAACACAACGACACUUGACUUCAACACAUUUUGCGCUAAGAUGUGUAAUUAUCGCUGUUUAAUAUAUGCAAAAGCGAAAAUGGAUGUGACCUACUUGGGGCCAAGCAUUGCGCCGGGGCUACAUCGAGGGUACUUACAGUAUGACUUAAUUUUAAAACAUGUGCUAUGAUAAAUUGACUCAAAUUUGCCUGAAUUUUCUUUCUUUUGUCUUCGGUGGCGGAGAAAUUUUGAGAUUAUGAAAUUGAAUGUGAAAGGACAUUUGAAGAGGUGGUUGUGGAAGCACUGGCACAAACUUGUUUAUCAGAUAACGUAAAUGUCAAAAUACUAUGAAACGUCGCAUUGAAUUUGUUGCAAAUUAGAUGGACAUCAUGGACUUUGAACAGUUUAUACAGCCAGCCUGCAUUUGAAUACAGUUAUGCUGUUAUGUACUCUGGAGGAUCCUGUUUUCUUUGUGGAUUCAAAUUUGGAGGAUGGAUAGAAUUACAGUUGUAAUAAAACGGCUAUAAACGUGGCGCCGCUGUAUCGGCAAGGAGAUGAUGAAGCGAGACUUUCUACAGUCUCGCAUUACAUCUUGACACAAUGACACUUGACUUCAACACAUUUUGCAGUAUUAGCCACUGUUCCGAGCUAUUUGAUGUGCGAUUGUUUUACGAUUUGUAGCGGAUAAUUAUGAAUGUAAACUGCCGUAACUAGCGUGCGCAGGUAUGUAAAAUCCUCACAUUUCAAAUUUGUUUUAUUUUGUCCCAGUGAUGAUAGCCAUGGAUGUUUUUACGGAAACUAGUGCUGUUAUUCGUAAUUAUUAAGCGUGUACAACUCUUGAUAAGUAGAGUUGUGCCAGUAUGGAGAAAAUAUAUAUUUAGAAAUGCUACUUUUUCACCCGGUCGAUUAGCCGCGUAUUUAUAGUCGGCACUAUCUCCAAGUUGUUUUAAGACAUCCAAAGUUUGAGUUCAUAAAUGCUGAGCUAGUGUAAUAAACUGCAGGCCUGCAGAGUAUAUCUCGGAUUGAAUCAUUUUUGAGAGCGCGAGAACGUGACAAAGAUGACUAAUUUUUGUGUGUUGCAGCGAUGCUAAUUUCGUGCUUCGACGUACACACGUAAAAUUGCCCAAAUAUCGAAAUCUUUUGAAAUUUGAAACAAACCCCUUUUGUAUUGAUGAUAAGCAAGGGUUUCUUAAUCCACACACAAAGUUUAAGGCUGGGUUUAUUUUUGAACCAGUAUCGAGUGGUCGGAAAUUACAGGGACGGACUCUUAAGAUUUGGAUGUAUUUUUCGAGCUGAAGAUUAAAUCAUUUCAAUAUUUAAUGACAAUUUAUACAUCGCCACACUCAGAGAAACCAAGGCGAACUUCUGCUGUGGUUGGCAUCAGGAUAUUUGCUUCAAUUGAAAAUUAAACGGGUAGAUCGCUUCAGUCUGUAUGCUUUUCAAUAAUUUCACGUCAGUUUUGCAUGAUUGAAGAAUUGAGAAAUUACAAGCGUUACUUUAGUUGGAGCGCAACAGUUACACAUCCAGUAAUCUUCUAUAAAAGGUGCCUAAGUGCCCAUUUGAAAAACCAGAGAGUCAUGUUGGCUUUAGCAACAACAGAAAAAAUAUGAGUGUUCCAGGUGUUAACUAGAGGGCACUCAGAGACUGCAUACCUCCGCCCGUUACUCGGAAGUGAAAGGCAACCUUGGAAUUUCCUAAGAAAUCCACUUUACAAUUCUUAAGCAUAAAAGAUUUCAGGCCCCCGCGAAUUGAAAUCGAAUUGCUAAUAGAACAUAUUACUGUUGUUGUGCUGUACAGUACUUGUAAAAUAAAAACUUAUUAAUUUAAGUGUCAUUAAAUAAAUGCAUAAAUUUUGCUUUAUGCACUCGCGCGUGCAGUAAUUUUCACAGUUGUGCUAUUUUAAAUUCCCAGGCAGCUAAAAUCUUUUGUCUUUAAAACAAUGUCGAUUUCUUGGGAAAUUCCGAGGUUGCGUUCUUUUUAUACACCCUGUAUUGAAGUAAUCUAAUGUUGUUAGAAUUUGAAUGGACUGGCACUUUGCUGAACGUAAUAAUGCGUAACUCCGUAAGCCUUGUUUUAGACAUUGAAUUUCGGUCGCGUGAAAUGCAACUAAGACAAUAGAUAAUGAAGGCCGAAGCUUAAUGAGGUUUAUCAUCUCAUUAUUGUCUUAGCACUGAGUGCAUAAAUUAUACAUGUCCUAAUUACGCAUUCAGUAAUAUUUUUUGUUAAUUGACCGGGAAAAGCAAGACAAAAUUUUGUUCAUUUCUCGUUCAAUUUUUAACCAAAUUCAACCAAAUUUUAAUCAGUUCUUCCUUAGCCGAUGGGAAAUGCAUUCAAAAAAUUUCGUACGGAUAUGUUUGGUAUUUCUUGAGUUAUCGUGCUCACAGACAAACACACACACAUACACACACACGCACACACACACACACACACACACACACACACACACACACACACACACACACACACACACACACAUACACACACACACACACACACACACACACACACAUACAAACCCAGAUGAUUACAUAACCUCCUGGCGGAGGUAACUACGAUCACGAAAUCUUUGUAUGAGCGAACCGGAACAGCAGGUGGAUGGGCAAUGGUGCAGGGAUUAACGGUGGGGGAGUGAAUCGUUUUUCACAUACUUUUAAAUUUCACAUUUGUCGCGGUUUAAUAAUCAGAUCAUUUUCACAUUGAACUUAAAUCAGGAUGAAGAGCAGUACAAUUCUCUGGAUUAGAAACCACUCGGCAAAAUCCGUUUAAUAGCUAAGGACGUCAGUCAGAUGAAAGAGUCUUCCAUGAGGAAACGAGUCAAAGGCUUUACUGAAGUCCAGGUAAGUGACAUAAAACGAGGUACCCAAGCUACGAACACCUGAGACUAACUGUUUAACACAAAAUCUGCCUCGAACAAAAUAGUAUAAUUGCCCAAACGUAACGACUUGUUAAAAAGUAAACAAGGUAGCCCCAGAGACAGUUCGGGUCAGAAAAACAUCACACUGACAUGCUCUACCUUUUUACUUUACUGACGAAAUCUGUCCCAAAUGUCGGCCCCAAAUUGUCGUCAAAAAUAUUGAUUUCCAUUGAAGUUGUUAUCUUAAAUUAACCUAAAUAGUCUUCAAGUGGAUCGUUCCUGAACGCAGUUUUUCGUCCUUGAAAUUCAGCCACUUUGAGGUUAAUAUUUUCCAGUCUAUUUUCAUUAAAGGCGCGUGAAGUGAAAUUCAAGUCAAACAUUUUUGUUUCAUGGUCUGACAACACAUUCAUCAGUUAUGGUUGA